Messenger RNA from Vanessa atalanta (red admiral), 1044 nucleotides. RefSeq names its product coatomer subunit epsilon (gene epsilonCOP). Lineage: Eukaryota; Metazoa; Arthropoda; Insecta; Lepidoptera; Nymphalidae. Gene Ontology annotation, molecular function: structural molecule activity; protein binding. Gene Ontology annotation, biological process: intra-Golgi vesicle-mediated transport; retrograde vesicle-mediated transport, Golgi to endoplasmic reticulum; endoplasmic reticulum to Golgi vesicle-mediated transport. The transcript has 7 exons. The coding region runs from base 56 to 964 and encodes 302 amino acids. Gene Ontology annotation, cellular component: COPI vesicle coat. The record is from RefSeq and is a predicted model, not a curated record.
AACUGGUAAUCUAGCGGUCAUUGUCGCAAAGUGACAAUUGACAUUUGUUGUCAAGAUGGCACGUCAGCAGCAGGACGUUGAUGAACUUUUCGAUGUUAAAAAUGCUUUUUAUGUUGGAAACUAUCAACAAGCGAUCAACGAGGCACAAAAUGUGAACCCUUCUUCUCCCAUGGUAACUCUACAAAGAGAUUCUUUUCUCUAUAGAUCUUACAUUGCCCAAGGUAACUUCAGAAUUGUACUUCAAGAACUUAGAAGUGCCGACCCAAUGCUACAACCUCUUAAAAGCUUAGUGGAAUACUUGUCUCCUGAUGCUAAUAAGCCAGCCAUUGUGGCUGACAUUGACACUAGGGUGGCUAAGGGAACUGAGCUUACCAAUGAAGUAUUUUUAAUUGUCGCUGCUACCAUAUACUAUCACGAAGAAAACUAUGAAGCUGCCUUAAAAAUCCUCCAUGGAGCCGAGGCAUUGGAGCUGCGUGCAUUCACUUUACAAUGCCUGUUGGCUAUGAAUCGGCCAGACCUUGCUCGCAAGCAGCUGAAAGCAUUGCAAGAUAUUGAGGAUGACAGCACUCUUACACAAUUAGCUCAAGCUUGGCUCAAUUUGGCACAGGGUGGGCCUGGAGUACAAGAUGCGCACUACAGUAUAAUGGAAUUGGCUGAACGCCUCGGAGCCCUCGGCGCCGGACCCGCAGCUGUAGGCGCUGCUGCAGCCGCUUCCAGAGGCAUGUGGGAGGAAGCUGAGCAGAUGUUAACAGAGGCUCAAGCUCGAGCUCCACAACAGCCUGAGUUGCUCCUAGGUCUGGCCGUCACGGCUGCUCACAGCGGCAAGCCGCCUGAAGUAUCAUCUCGCUACCUCGAUCAGCUGUUAGAUUCACACCCUGAACACCCCUUCACUAAAGAGUACAACGCUAAGGCCAAUGAAUUCAAGCGCUUAGCUGCUCAGUACGAGCCAUCAGUUGCGAGCUAAACCAUUCCUUAUUGUAUGUGUCAUAGUGGAGAAUUUUAUUUGCAUUGUAUUCGUAUAUUAAAAUAAAUAUAUCUGUAUUA